This is a messenger RNA of Lodderomyces orthopsilosis Co 90-125, 1668 nucleotides long. Its product is annotated as alkaline phosphatase. Gene Ontology annotation, molecular function: alkaline phosphatase activity. The transcript has a single exon. Gene Ontology annotation, cellular component: fungal-type vacuole membrane. The record is from RefSeq and is a predicted model, not a curated record. Bases 1 to 1668 code for a protein of 555 amino acids. Gene Ontology annotation, biological process: dephosphorylation. Lineage: Eukaryota; Fungi; Ascomycota; Pichiomycetes; Serinales; Debaryomycetaceae.
AUGACGAACCGAGGCGAGAGACUGGCUUUACUUGGAGGAGACUCCUUGAUUUACAACAACAAGCCUAAGUCAAACUUUAAAAAGAACAUUUCCUAUAUUUUGAACGUGGUCACGAUAAUCACUAUUGCAAUAUUAUUAUUCCGUCACCCAUCAAAGUCAGAGAACAAGCCAAAAGUACCAUCAGUUGAUCCUCAUGGUAAAAAGAAUAUCAUUAUGAUGGUUACCGACGGAAUGGGACCAGCAAGUUUAUCAGCAGCAAGAUCUUUCCGCCAACUUAGAGAUAAAUUACCUAUUGAUGAUGUAUUAGUUAUUGACAAGUACCUCAUUGGAUCGUCAAGGACUAGAUCGUCGAGCUCUUUGAUAACUGAUUCUGCAGCAGGUGCUACUGCCUUUUCAUGUGGACUCAAAUCAUACAAUGGAGCCAUUGGUGUUGACUCAGAGAAAACACCAUGUGGUACGAUUUUAGAAGCGUUGAAGUUACAAGGUUAUAUGACGGGUUUGGUGGUAACUACUAGGAUAACCGAUGCCACGCCUGCCGCAUUCAGCUCACAUGUUGACUACCGUUUCCAAGAAGAUUUAAUUGCUCAACACCAACUAGGUGAAUAUCCAUUCGGUCGUGCUGUUGAUUUGAUUUUAGGUGGUGGAAGAUGUCAUUUCGUCCCUACUGCCAAUGGUGGAUGUAGGGCUGACAAAAGAGAUUUAAUUAAAGAAGCAGUAAACAAUGGAUGGUCAUAUGCUGGUGAUAGAAAACAAUUUGAUCAAUUGAAUGGUGGUAAGAAUGUGAGCUUACCAUUAUUAGGAUUAUUGGCAAACCAUGACAUCCCUUACGACAUUGAUCGUAGCAGCAAAGAAUUUCCAUCUUUAGCAGAACAAGUCAAGGUCGCAUUAACUGCAUUGCAAGAGGCAACUAGGGACUCAGAUCAAGGGUUCUUUUUGUUGGUUGAAGGAUCAAGAAUUGACCAUGCAGGCCAUCAUAAUGAUCCAGCAGCACAAGUUAGAGAAGUGUUGGCAUAUGACGAUGCAUUUAAAGAAGUGAUUGAUUUCAUUGACUCUACUGAUGUGGAAACUGUUGCUAUAUCCACUAGUGAUCACGAAACUGGUGGCUUGGUAACUGCUAGACAGGUGACAGAAUCGUACCCAGAUUAUUUAUGGUACCCACAAGUAUUGUUAAACAGUAGUCAUUCAGGAGAGCAUUUGGCAAGAAAGAUCUACAGUCAAAAAGUCAAGUCUGGUACCAAGUUCACUGAAUACAUCAAACAAGAAAUUUUGGAAAAAGAUAUGGGUAUUACUGAUUACACUGAGGAUGAAGUUAAACAGAUUUCCUUAAAAUCGUCUCAACCGGAAGCAUUAUUAUAUUUUUUAAAUAAUAUGAUUUCAUUUAGAGCUCAAAUUGGUUGGACAACCCAUGGUCAUUCAGCGGUUGAUGUCAAUAUUUAUGCACAUACAAACUCAUUUCCACUUUUAAAUAAAUUAAAAUCAAGAAAAGCAUAUGAUGGAUUAACUGGUAACCAUGAAAAUAUUGAAAUUGGUGCAUUUAUGGAAACUGUAACUGGAUCAAAUUUGAAUCAAAUUACCGAAAUGAUUAAAAAGACAAUUCAUUCUCCUCAUCAUGGCAAGAGUGAUUUGUCACGUGAUGAAUUUCAUGCUAAUGCCAUUCCUUCGUUAUAG